UUCCAUACCGUUGGCUCUCUCUUCCUCCUCAUCUCUCUCCCAACCUAACUGCGUGCCGUGGCUGGAGCUCUCAUGGCCGCCACUGCCUCCAACAUCGGUGCCAUGGGCGCUUCUUUUCCUCCGCUGCGACGGCCACUUCUAAAUUUUCCCUCUCCACAUAGAAGACUAUCCAGUCCGCUUCUUUGCUGCGUCGGCCCGUCUUCUCAAGUCGGCGCACUCCGUUCUCAAGUUCUUAGGAGGAAUGUGCUGUCUUCUCUCUUCACAGCUACAAUCUUCCCACAACUUGGUUUGAGCGGGGUCAGCAUAGCUGAACCGGCAAAUGAAUUUAAAGAAUACAUAGAUAUAUUUGAUGGUUACUCGCUAUUCUAUCCCAAAAAUUGGAUCCAAGUUCGAGGUGCUGGUGCUGAUAUAUUCUUCAGGGACCCUUUUGUUCUUGAUGAGAACUUAUCAAUAGAAUUGUCUUCGCCUUCAUCAUCUAGAUAUAUGAGUGUUGAAGAUUUAGGACCUCCAGAAUCAGCGGCAGAGAAAGUCAUGAAGCAAUAUUUGACGGAAUUCAUGUCUACCAGAUUAGGCGUUCGUCGUGAAUCAAGUAUUUUGUCUACAUCCUCAAGGGUUGCUGAUGAUGGGAAGCUCUACUAUCAGAUUGAGGUAAAUAUCAAAUCAUAUGCAAACAACAAUGAGCUAGCAGUAAUGCCUCAGGACAGAAUAGCUCGAUUAGAAUGGGAUAGGCGAUACCUCUCGGUUCUCGGUGUUGGCAAUAACCGCCUGUAUGAAUUGAGGUUGCAAACCCCUGAAAGUGUGUUUGUGGACGAGGAGAAAGAUCUAAGAAAAGUGAUGGACUCCUUCAGAGUCAUCAACUCAGUAGAUUGAAAUGGAUGCUUUCCAGCUUUCAGGCCUAAAGUGGUAUCUUGAAGAAUAUCCUGGACCCCAAAUUUUUGUGCUAUAUUUUAUUUUGGAAGCUGUUGAAAAACUGCUUGUUCCAUUAGCUUAUGACAGUUUUUAGGUGUUACAGCCAAAUCAACUGGGCUCUAGUGUUCUAUCCUCAUUUUUCUUUAGCAACAGCGAGGGUCACAGUAGUAAAAAAAAUUCAUUUCCAUGUUUUUGAAUAGGAGCAUGUAUAAAUUGGGGCUAAAAAUCAUUCAGGAGCCUAGAAGCCUAAUUCUACCCAAUACUGGUCAGCUAAUCUAAUCAGACUGGGCAAUGAUGAGUGAUUCUGUAUUGAUUGCGGUGAAGCUAGCAGGUUGGAGUAAGCGUGUGUUAAUUAUUAAGAGAUUCAUGAAGAACCAUUUGAUUGUAGUUUAUUAAAGUUGUCGGUGGCUUAUUUAUUCAGAAAUUGCUGAUCACAAAAAGGUUAUAAGUUUGUUUGGGCA
Molecule: messenger RNA, 1370 nt
Organism: Dendrobium catenatum
Lineage: Eukaryota; Viridiplantae; Streptophyta; Magnoliopsida; Asparagales; Orchidaceae
Product: psbP domain-containing protein 1, chloroplastic
Exons: 3
Coding region: 73-870 (265 amino acids)
Biological process (GO): photosynthesis
Cellular component (GO): photosystem II oxygen evolving complex; extrinsic component of membrane; photosystem II
Molecular function (GO): calcium ion binding
Source: RefSeq, a predicted model, not a curated record